UUCUAACUAUUCGAAGCAGUUAUCUAAUUCACGCUUAGUUCUCCGGAAAACAGAUAUCACCACUUGAUACGAUAUGACGAAUUCCAAUAAGUCGGAUCCUUUUUAUUACUCUAUGAGCGGUAUCAGAGAAGAAGAUGAGAAAUUGUUGGAACCAAUUAGGUACAUUCUUCAAGUUCCUGGAAAACAAAUAAGAGCGAAAUUAGCAAAGGCUUUUAAUUACUGGCUGAGAAUAUCAGACGAGAAACUUCAAGCGAUUGAUGAUAUAGUAAAUAUGCUCCACAAUUCGAGCAUUGUGAUUGACGAUAUUCAAGAUCAUUCUAUUAUGCGCAGAGGUAUUCCCGUUGCACAUUCAGUUUACGGAAUUGCUAGUGCAUUAAGUGCUGCAAAUUACUUAUUAUUUAUUGCUUUGGAACGAGUUGUUAACUUACAACAUCCAGCGGCAACGAAAGUAUAUAUGGAACAACUCCUGGAGCUUCAUAGGGGUCAGGGAAUGGAUAUUUUUUGGAGAGAUAAUUUUAUCUGUCCAACUGAGGAAGAUUACAAGACUAUGACAAUAAGAAAGACUGGUGGGCUUUUUAACUUGGCGGUAAGAUUGAUGAAAUUGUUCUCAACUUGUGAAGAAGAUUUUUCUUCAAUAAUAGCUACUUUAGGAUUAUACUUUCAAAUACGUGAUGAUUAUUGCAACUUAUGUCUCGGGGAGUACACCGAGAAUAAAAGUUAUUGUGAAGAUUUGACCGAAGGAAAAUUUAGCUUUCCAAUUAUCCAUGCGCUUAUGAGCAAUCCUGAUGAUAGGCAGAUAAUAAAUAUUUUAAGACAACGAACAAAGGAUAUUGAGGUGAAACGUCAUUGCAUUAAAUUAUUGGAAAGAUUUGGCUCCUUUAAAUACACGAGAAACGUACUCGAAGAACUGGACUCGACUGCAAGGGCUGAAAUUGAACGUUUAGGUGGAAAUCCACUCUUAGUGAAGAUUUUGGAUGAACUGAAGAAUUGGGAUACUAUAGAUGCGCCUAAAGACCUCUUAACUGGAACGUUUUAAAUAAAAAAUUGUUUAUUUUUUGCAAAGUAAUGAGCAUAGCAUAUAAACUUUUUUCAUAAUAUAAAAUAGUUGAAUUAAUAAUGCAAGCAAAGGAAUAAUAUAUAAGAGAUUAUAUAAAAACAAAUAUCAUAUACAAAUAUACAAUAACAGUAAGUUAAUUAUUUGACUGAUAAAUGUUUUAAAUAUAACCCACACAGCACACAUCUUUCAGAAAGCUCUCUGAAAGAUAUCCGAAGGAUAUUUUCUGCCAAAUAUUUUUCAGAAAGUUUUUUGAAAUAUGUGCUGUAUGGGAAAGAUAAAUUUAAGAUUAUCUAUUUCGGUCUGCAGCAAAUCUUGGUGUUCAAUAUAAUUUUUUAUUAAUUUUAAUAUUCUUAGCUUAUAUAAACUGCGCGCCGACAAUUUUGUUAGUCUUAAAACACAGUUCAAUAAAAAAUCCAGGUCCAAAUUCUGGCUGAGGAUUAUUUUCCGCAAUAAAUUAUUUAUAAUUUUUUUUGCCCAACAUUCGUCCAAAUGUGCAUAUUAGCUACGUAGUUUUAUAUGCAUAAUUUUCGAGGUCAAGGAGAUAUCGCGUUCGAGGAUCACCGUCUCUCAGCCUUCUCUCUGAUUCAGACAGACUUACAGAAUGUAUACCGAUAUGAUGAUCUCUAAUCACAUGGACAUGUGAAAAGUCGAUACGACAGAUAUUUUAACUUGAAUAGUCAACUUUAACAAAUAAAAUUUCGUUUUAUGACCAGA
Monomorium pharaonis (pharaoh ant) is the source of this 1771-nucleotide messenger RNA. It is a transcript of the gene qm, whose product is annotated as geranylgeranyl pyrophosphate synthase. Gene Ontology annotation, molecular function: prenyltransferase activity. Lineage: Eukaryota; Metazoa; Arthropoda; Insecta; Hymenoptera; Formicidae. The record is from RefSeq and is a predicted model, not a curated record. Gene Ontology annotation, biological process: isoprenoid biosynthetic process. The transcript is spliced from 7 exons. The coding region runs from base 74 to 1036 and encodes 320 amino acids.